Molecule: messenger RNA, 1404 nt
Organism: Chinchilla lanigera (long-tailed chinchilla)
Lineage: Eukaryota; Metazoa; Chordata; Mammalia; Rodentia; Chinchillidae
Gene: CUNH4orf17
Product: chromosome unknown open reading frame, human C4orf17
Exons: 9
Coding region: 148-1242 (364 amino acids)
Source: RefSeq, a predicted model, not a curated record
CACAGAGGCUCCUUAGAGUGAGAGUGGGAGGCAGCUGUAUUCUUCUGGAGUCUUUGGACAUUGGGCUAUUUCUCCCAGUCAAAACUCCCAGAGCCUGUGUGCAUCAGGAAGUGAGGUCAAGCACGCUGGACCCCAAGAGUGCUCUGAAUGCAUCAGGGAGAGGGAGACCAUCACACCAUGGCCAUGAACCCCGGGUCCCCGAUGUCUACUCAGCUGAAGAACAGAGGCAACACAGCUACCCCUGGAAGCGGGAGAUGCUUUCUCGUCAGGCACACGCCUCAUCCCAGGAGAGUCUGCCACAUUAAAGGCUUGAAUAACAUUCCAAUCUGCACUGUGAAGGAUGAUGAGAUUGCACUCAGAACGUUGCAGGAAGGUGGCCAGCUCAGCCACCUGGAGAAGAAUGAUAUCCCACCUGCCAGAGGCAGCUGCCUGCCCAGCCCUGCAGCCCCAGGGAGCCUUGUCCAAGGAGUGUCUCCAGCCCCAAACAGUGUCAAGAUGCCCACGCGACCACAUUCUGAGCCCAGUAGAAAAGUCAAUGAGUUCUUCAAAACUUCCAGUGACAAUCCCUUUGUAAUCAAAAAGGAAGAAUUUAAGGCCAAGAAUCUGCCAUUACCUUCAAAGGCAAGCUCUACGGCUGUCUCCUGCUCUUCAGAGGGAAGCCUACCCAGGUCUGAUGUCAAAGAGAAGACCGUGUGCAUACCAAACUACCUGGAACAGGAAAUAAAAAUCCUGGCAAAGCUCUGUGACAUUUUACACACUGAUUCCUUGGGAGAAGUUCUACAGUGGCUGCUUCAUGCAAGUACAAAAGAGAAACAGUGGGUGUCAGCGUUGGUUCACUCGGAGCUGGCUGAGAUAAACUUAACUCGCUGCAGAAGGAACCGGGCAGUGGAACCUACACCGAAGGCGGGGAAGCCACCCAUAGCUAAAUGCCCUCCUGUCAACUCACCUGCAAGCCCACCUGCAGAAUCAGAAGCACUGGCAUCAGUGAGGGAGCCAGCCCGAGUGCCAAGUCAAGGAUCAGAAGGAAAUAAGGAAUUGCCAAAAGGGGCUGAGCAGAAGCCUCCACUGUUUAUAAGAAGCACCAAGAUGAAAAUACCUGUUACAGAGUACUUCAGCAAACCGAAGUCUCCUCUCAGGCCUGAUGCUUGGGACCUCAGAUCCACGAAGCCAAUGUCAGCAAGGAGUGUGCAACAUGGACUUAACCUCUGUCCUCGAAGUGUGUCUCACCCUUUAACACACUGAAGGUAGAAACUGGAGGCUGUCCAGCUCUGCCACACACGAGCUGCACACUGCUACUACAUCAAAUCGUUUUUUAAAAGAUUUGAGUGAUCCUCAUUAUCGUGGCACAUAAAAAUCUCAAAACACCCAUAUAUAACCUACAAAUAAAUGUUAAUGGAGAUAAUA